Messenger RNA from Vidua macroura (Pin-tailed whydah), 2138 nucleotides. It is a transcript of the gene MFF, whose product is annotated as mitochondrial fission factor. NCBI's taxonomy places the organism in Eukaryota, Metazoa, Chordata, Aves, Passeriformes, Viduidae. Bases 602 to 1612 code for a protein of 336 amino acids. The transcript has 11 exons. Gene Ontology annotation, biological process: positive regulation of mitochondrial fission. The record is from RefSeq and is a predicted model, not a curated record. Gene Ontology annotation, cellular component: mitochondrial outer membrane; peroxisome.
GACGGUGCCUGUGCCGAGCCCGGGGACACCCGAGGGGCGAAGUGCGAGGCCCCGAGCUCCCCCGUUCCCUCGGACGUUACCGGCUGAGCCGCCGUGACGACCCCCCUAUGGAGGGAAGGAAGCACCUACACCCCCUCUUUUCCGAAGGCUUUUAACGCCGCCACAGCGCAGUGAAUAGUUGGGUGCUCCAGAAAAAUGGUUGUCAGAAUGACGUUUUUCUUCUAACGUUCUCUAGAAUGUUUUUUCUUAUUAAGAAAAAAAAAGUAUUUUGUGUUAAAGCAUUCUUCUGUUUGGAGUAAAACAAACUUGAAAGAAUGCAGCCUUUAGUGCUUCGUGAUCAUCUAGCCUUGCUCGUGUGUGAUAGGAGCAUUUUGUUGAUGUCAUCCCAGUGCUAAGGAGAGGGACCAGCGUGUAAGUUCAGCACCUGGCCCCAGGAUAAGGUCUUCUGGGUCCUUAAUUCGUAUCCUCAACUUUGCUCUGAGUCUUCUUCGUCCCGUUUUUACUUGUCCAAGGAUAACUGGAUGCUUGCCAAGGGAACACUUUGUAGCUUGUGAGCACAUGAGCAGAGGAUCUGUGAAGUAGCCACAUCAGGAACAAACGGAUGAGCGGGGCGGCGUUCCCGUCCCCGGCUGCCGAGAUGGCCGAGAUGAACCGGCUGCAGUACGAGAUGGAAUACACCGAGGGCAUCAGCCAGCGCAUGAGGGUCCCCGAGAAGCUCAAAGUGGCUCCUCAAAACGCUGACCUGGACAAGGGCAGCCAGGAAGGAUUUCCAAAUGCCAGUGUAACUAUGCAGGUUCCAGAGCGGAUUGUAGUGGCAGGUAAUAGUGAAGACAUUCCAUUUUCCAGACCAGCAGACCUUGACAUUCUUCAGUCUACUCCGUUCAAACCACUGGCAUUGAAAACUCCUCCCCGUGUUAUUUCUCUUAGUGAUCGACCACUAGAUUUUUUGGACCUAGAAAAACCUCCACAGCAGACACCUCAAAGUGAAGAGGUGCGCUCGGUGGGAAGGCUGAAGAGAGAGCGUUCCAUGAGCGAGAACGCCACGCGGCAGAACGGGCAGCUGGCCCGCAACGACUCCAUGUGGCACAGAUCAGAUACUGUCCCAAGAAAUAAAAUACCACGGUUCCAGUCACCUCUUUCGACUAAGGACUGCACUGUGACCCCAUCACUGCAACAGGCUCGUGUCUGUCCUCCCAAUAUGUUACCUGAAGAUGGAAUUAAUCUUUACUCUGCUCGUGGCAUUUUGUCGUUUAUCCAGUCUUCCACUCGUAGGGCUUACCAGCAGGUCUUGGAUGUGCUGGAUGAAAACUGCAGCUUGGACAAGGACAAUAGGCCAAUGUUACGUGGUGGGUCAGCUGCUACCACUUCCUCUAACCCUCAUCAUGACAACACCAGAUACGGUCUCUCCAGCUUCGAUGCGACGCUCGAGGGAACACCAGAUGACAUGACAGUCGUAGAUGCUGCCUCCUUAAGAAGACAGAUAAUCAAACUUAAUCGCCGUCUCCAGCUCCUGGAAGAAGAGAACAAAGAGCGUGCUAAGAGGGAAAUGAUCAUGUAUUCCAUUACUGUAGCUUUCUGGCUACUCAACAGCUGGCUUUGGUUUCGGCGCUAGACACAGCUCUCAGAAAGAUUUACUAGUUGAAAACACAAACAAUUUGCAAAAUUCCUUGUUUGUUUCUGAUUGUAUGCUGUUUUAUAAUGAAUACACUGGAAACUUCCACCAGAGAUAAAUGCUCUAGAAUUGCAGUGUUAAAGGGACACCUUGUUCAUUUAUAACGUAUUUAAUAGAUUUGCAUUGCAAAUGCUGCAGUAUCCUCCUUUGCAUGCUUCUGUGUAACAUGGACCAGCCCAUGGGGACUCUGCUUCAUGCAGUGUGAGUGGUCUCCAGGACUAACCACUGGAGGUUUUGUUGUGGAGAGAAGAGAACAAAUGGAAUGGGUUUGGAAAAAAAAAGAACAAAAAACAAAGGAAUACAAAGUAAUUUUUAUUCUGUUGUUAGAUGCAAUUAAACAAUUGCACUAGUUUUUCUUUAGUCCAAGUAGUUUGAGGUGUGCCAUAAUCAAGGAGUGUGUCCUGUUUCAUGAGUAUGUUCCUUGUUUAUGUUCAGGUUGAAUAAUAAAACAAAUUCUUUGCUAACA